AUGUCACUAGUUUUCGAGAGUUCCGUACAAGCAGGAGCUAGAAGAGAUGCUGGCACUAUACAAAAACUGCUAGACGAGAAUGCCGUGUUAAUUCAAACAAUCGUCCGUUACCAGCGGGCAGGAAGAGUCAGAGACGCUUUGCGAUACCAGCAAUUACUACAUCGUAAUUUGGUCUACUUGGCUUCCCUUUCGGAUGAGGCGGCACUGAAGGAAGAAUUAGAAAUUAGUUCGGGAGUAAGCGUAACCGAUAUAUAA
Molecule: messenger RNA, 255 nt
Organism: Enterobius vermicularis (human pinworm)
Lineage: Eukaryota; Metazoa; Nematoda; Chromadorea; Rhabditida; Oxyuridae
Source: the annotation of a GenBank genome assembly